This is a messenger RNA of Trichomonas vaginalis G3, 552 nucleotides long. RefSeq lists its product as uncharacterized. The transcript has a single exon. Lineage: Eukaryota; Parabasalia; Trichomonadida; Trichomonadidae. The coding region runs from base 1 to 552 and encodes 183 amino acids. The record is from RefSeq and is a predicted model, not a curated record.
AUGAACGUGUUAUUGAUCUUCAUUGGAAUCGCCAUGGCUAAUUAUUCAAUUUUCUGUUAUCUUCUUAAAAUCGAACUCACACCUCCAAAAUACACCAAAGCUUUGGCUGUAAAUGGUUGCUAUUCAUAUUUAUUCAAUUCAGGCUUCCGCUAUCUCCAAAUUUCAUUAAUAGCGGUCCAUUUUUACCAAAUAGGUCUUUUCUUCCUCAUUCCGUUUUGUCAUUCACAUUAUUUCAAACAUGUUAUAUUAGAAAUUCCAAUUUAUAUCAUUUAUUUAGUGAACACAUAUACUCUCAGAAAAUACAAGUUUAAGAAGAUAUAUAAAGCGAAUUCACGCAUAGAAACAAAGAUUUUCCAACAGCUUUUAUCUAAAAUAGAGCAAUGCAAGGAAUUAUUGAAACACAAUAAAUACUGUCCAGAAUGUGAAGAAGAAUGCAAAGAUCUCACAAAGCAACUUCUUGAUAAUUUUGUCUACAAAACAACAUUGAAUGCAUUUCUUAAGAAAGAACUCGAUGCCAUUCAUUCUAAGAAUAUAUCACUUUCAAAGAAAUAA